AAAACCACUUUGAUGUGAAACCUAUAAAAACUGUGUAUUUCCGAAGAUUCGUCCUAUUUGGCAGUUGCUGCCUCAUCCACUGCUUCUGAUACUUAAGAAAUCUCUCUUCUCCCAAACUACCUAUCGCCAUGGCUUACCGAUUUCCAGCCCUCACCCCAGAACAGAAGAAGGAGCUCUCAGAAAUUGCCCAGCGCAUCGUUGCCAAUGGGAAGGGGAUCCUGGCUGCAGAUGAGUCUGUAGGCACCAUGGGAAACCGCCUGCAGAGGAUCAAGGUGGAGAACACGGAGGAGAACCGCAGGCAGUUCCGAGAAAUGCUCUUCACUUCAGACAACUCCAUGAACCAGAGCAUCGGGGGUGUGAUCCUUUUCCAUGAGACCCUCUACCAGAAGGACGGCCAGGGAAAGCUGUUCAGGAACAUCCUCAAGGAAAAGGGGAUCGUGGUGGGAAUCAAGUUAGAUCAAGGAGCUGCUCCCCUUGCAGGAACAAACAAAGAAACUACCAUUCAAGGGCUUGAUGGGCUUUCUGAGCGCUGUGCUCAGUAUAAAAAAGAUGGCGCUGACUUUGGGAAGUGGCGUGCCGUGCUGAGGAUUGCAGACCAGUGCCCAUCCAGUCUUGCCAUCCAGGAAAAUGCCAACGCCCUGGCCCGCUACGCCAGCAUCUGUCAGCAGAAUGGACUGGUACCCAUUGUGGAACCAGAGGUAAUUCCUGAUGGGGAUCAUGACUUGGAACACUGCCAGUAUGUAACUGAGAAGGUCCUUGCUACUGUCUACAAGGCCCUGAAUGACCAUCAUGUUUUCCUGGAGGGCACCCUGCUGAAGCCCAACAUGGUGACCGCUGGCCAUGCCUGCACCAAGAAGUAUACUCCAGAGCAAGUGGCAAUGGCCACGGUCACAGCUCUCCACCGUACUGUUCCUGCAGCUGUUCCUGGCAUCUGCUUUUUGUCUGGUGGCAUGAGUGAAGAGGAUGCUACCCUCAACCUCAAUGCUAUCAACCUUUGCCCUCUGCCAAGACCCUGGAAACUAAGUUUCUCUUAUGGACGGGCCCUGCAGGCCAGUGCGCUGGCUGCCUGGGGUGGCAAGGCUGCAAACAAGAAGGCAACACAGGACGCUUUUAUGAAGCGGGCCCUGGCUAACAGCCAGGCAGCCAAAGGACAAUACAUUCACUCAGCCUCUUCUGGUUCUGCCUCCACCCAGUCACUCUUCCAGGCCUCCUAUACCUACUAGAACCCAAGGAUGACCAGCCUGGCUCCAGCUCUUCUAGGUGCCUAAUAGGAGGGCUAAAAGGGAACAACCUUUUGACUGACCCUGAGAAUCAGACAAAAUUAUAUACAUAAUUUUGUAUAUAGAUAAAGUAGUAUAUAUAACUACUGGAAAUACAAUGUUAAAUUCUUAGAUACAAGGGAAAAAAUCUGUUAUUGAAACAACAGUCUGAAUAUCAAGGAUCUGAUGAAAUUCCACACAAUGAUUUCCUUGCAACACUUCCAGCUCCCCAUGCCUCAGGGUAUCCACAGAAAAUAAUAGACUUUAUAACAAAAUUGUCUCUCCACCAAAGUAUAACCACUGAAUGAAACACCUUGGAAGCUGAGUGCAGAGAAGUGCAUCUUCACCAUAAACCAGUUUAGCAGCAGUAGGUUAAGAGAGAGGCAACUGGCAUCAAAAAAGAAAUAAAAGAUUCUAAGACCCUUUGGUUGGUAUUGGGUGGUACUUUUAUGCUUU
Talpa occidentalis (Iberian mole) is the source of this 1715-nucleotide messenger RNA. RefSeq names its product aldolase, fructose-bisphosphate B (gene ALDOB). Gene Ontology annotation, biological process: fructose 1,6-bisphosphate metabolic process; glycolytic process. Gene Ontology annotation, cellular component: cytosol. Gene Ontology annotation, molecular function: fructose-bisphosphate aldolase activity; fructose-1-phosphate aldolase activity. Lineage: Eukaryota; Metazoa; Chordata; Mammalia; Eulipotyphla; Talpidae. The transcript is spliced from 9 exons. The record is from RefSeq and is a predicted model, not a curated record. The coding region runs from base 129 to 1223 and encodes 364 amino acids.